Messenger RNA from Papilio machaon (common yellow swallowtail), 1476 nucleotides. RefSeq names its product zinc finger protein 226. The record is from RefSeq and is a predicted model, not a curated record. Gene Ontology annotation, molecular function: RNA polymerase II transcription regulatory region sequence-specific DNA binding; DNA-binding transcription factor activity, RNA polymerase II-specific; zinc ion binding. Gene Ontology annotation, biological process: regulation of transcription by RNA polymerase II. Gene Ontology annotation, cellular component: nucleus. The transcript has 7 exons. NCBI's taxonomy places the organism in Eukaryota, Metazoa, Arthropoda, Insecta, Lepidoptera, Papilionidae. The coding region runs from base 106 to 1407 and encodes 433 amino acids.
AUGGCCGAAACAAAACAAAUGUGUGUUUAUUUAUAAUUUCAUUAAUGAUUGUUAAUUAAGUUUUUCCUCUGUUAAGCAUAGUGACGAUUAGUGUCGUAAUCAAAAAUGUCUGAAAAUUGGGAGUUGGAAGGCGACUUAUGUCGUUGUUGUCACGCCGAAGGUGUUUUUAUUAAUAUGUCGAAACCGCGCGAACUAAAUGGGAUAAUGGAAAUCUAUUCGAACAUGUUAAAAGCCUGUUUUAAAGUAGUUAUAGAUUCCGUACCAGGCCCGUUACAUAAUGUGACAUAUAAAAUUUGUGAAUCAUGUGUCUUGCGACUCAGGGAUGCUUAUGACUUUAUGAAACAGGUGCAAAACUGUGAGAAUAAAUUUAAAGACUAUUACAACAGGAAUGCCAUUAAAGUUAAAGUAUCAAAAAGUGAUUCCGUCGUAUUUGUUAAAGAAGAUGAGCAAGAUUCUUUAUCAGACUCAAAUGAAGACUGUGUCGUGCCUAUCAAAGUGGAAGAGGAGGUGGAGGAGGAGUUUUUAAUAGAUUACAAGAAUUGUUCACUCGAUGAUGAGAACAUUCUGGAUUUGGAACAUGAAGAUUUAAUAAAACCAGUGACAAAACAGAAAGAGAAAAGGAAAGUAACAAAAAAGGUGAAUAAUGAUGACAAAGAAGUGAGCAAAUUGAUAAAUAAAUUGAAAAAGGUAAAUAAUAAAAAGGAAAUUAAGAAAGUACAAAAAGACAGCACUUUGGAUGAUAAAGAUGAUGAAAUAUUAUCGUUGAUAAACUUCACGUCCAUACGAGAUGAAAACGGUGUCAUCGUUCACAAUUGCAACGUCUGCAAGAAGAACUAUGCGACUAAAGGAGCGUUUACGAAACAUUACAGACAAAUACAUCUUAAAUUACGUAAGGAUCGUCGUUCUUGUCACUUGUGCGAUGAGAAAGUAUCUAAAUAUACGAAAGCUUUUCAUUUAGAAUCGAAACAUGGUAUAACUGCACCGACUUGUAAUGUUUGCGGGAAGAAAUUCGCAUUUCCUUAUGAAGUUAUAACCCACCAACGAUAUCAACAUAUGGGUGAAAAGAGAUUCCAAUGUGAAGAAUGUGGCAAAUGUUUUGGAUCCAAACUCUUAUUGAAAAAUCAUCUUGUCUCGCAUUCUACUACUAGAGAUUUUAUUUGCGACAUCUGUUUUAAAGCAUUUAAAACCGACAUAGCCCUACGUACCCAUAUUAAAAUACAUGAUCAAAAUAAACCUCAUAUUUGUAAUAUCUGUGAUAAGGCAUUUAAAACCGAAAUAGCCUUACGAUUGCAUAUUAGAAUACAUCUUAAUAUUAGGCCCCAUGUUUGUAAUAUCUGUAAUAAAGCUUACACUGAAAUGGGAAGUCUAAGAUGUCACAUACGGAGGAAACAUUCAGAUGGUGUGUAAAAAUUAAAAAAAUACGGAUAACGAAGUGAUUCUGUUCAUAUCUUGUAAGAAAAAGUUGUAUUUUGUGUA